Messenger RNA from Penicillium argentinense, 1917 nucleotides. Its product is annotated as methionine--tRNA ligase MES1. Bases 1 to 1917 code for a protein of 638 amino acids. Gene Ontology annotation, cellular component: cytosol; aminoacyl-tRNA synthetase multienzyme complex. Gene Ontology annotation, biological process: methionyl-tRNA aminoacylation. The record is from RefSeq and is a predicted model, not a curated record. Lineage: Eukaryota; Fungi; Ascomycota; Eurotiomycetes; Eurotiales; Aspergillaceae. The transcript is spliced from 2 exons. Gene Ontology annotation, molecular function: ATP binding; methionine-tRNA ligase activity.
AUGGCAUCAGACCCAAUUUUGCCCAAGAAGGGCGAGCGCAACAUCCUCGUGACGAGCGCAUUGCCCUAUGUGAACAAUGUUCCUCACCUGGGCAACGUCGUCGGCUCUGUGCUGAGUGCCGAUGUAUUCGCGAGAUAUCACAAGGCGUGCGGACGCUCUACACUAUACAUUUGCGGUACGGACGAGUACGGAACGGCAACGGAGACAAAGGCGCUGGAGGAGAAGGUGACCCCGCAGGAGCUUUGCGCCAAGUACAACAAGAUCCAUCAGGAAGUGUAUGAAUGGUUCAACAUCGGAUUCGACCACUUUGGUCGCACCCCCACCGAGAAGCACACCGAGAUCUCCCAGGCUAUCUUCAAGCGUCUUUACGACAAUGGAUUUCUGGGCGAGCGGACCGCCGAGCAACCCUUCUGCGAGCAGCACGGUUCUUUCCUGGCGGACCGCUAUGUCGAGGGUGAAUGCCCCCGUUGCCACUACGACGAUGCGCGCGGUGACCAGUGCGACAAAUGUGGUCACCUUCUGGACCCCUUCGAUCUGAUCAAGCCCCGCUGCAAGCUCGACGGCGCCACUCCCGUCCGUCGCGAGACAAAACACGUCCACCUUCUCCUCGAUAAGCUCCAGCCGGAGGUUGAGAAGUGGUCCGCCGAGUCAAUCUCGAAGGGCGACUGGCCCAAGAACUCGCGCGUCAUCACCGAGUCCUGGUUGAAGGAGGGUCUAAAGGACCGUGGUAUCACUCGCGACCUGAAGUGGGGUGUUCCCGUUCCUCUUGAUGGUUAUGAUAAUAAGGUGCUUUACGUCUGGUUCGAGGCUUGCAUCGGUUACCCAUCCAUCACCGCCAACUACACUAAAGAUUGGGAGCUUUGGUGGCGCAACCCCGAGGAUGUGCAGCUGUACCAGUUCCUGGGCAAGGACAAUGUACCCUUCCACAGUGUGAUUUUCCCCGCCACUCAGAUCGGUACCCGGGAUACCUGGACUAUGAACCACCAUCUGAGUGCGACUGAAUACUUGAACUACGAGGGUGGCAAGUUCAGUAAGUCGCGUGGUGUCGGUGUCUUUGGCACCAACGCCAAGGAUACUGGUGUGCCUGCGGAUGUUUGGCGGUACUACCUGCUCAAGAACCGCCCGGAGACUGGCGACACCCAGUUCGAGUGGCGAUCGUUCGUGGAGAGCAACAACAGCGAGCUGUUGGCCAAGCUGGGCAACCUCGUUAACCGAGUGAUCAAGCUUGUUACCGCCUCUUAUGGCGGUGUUAUCCCCGAAUUCACACUCCCGGAGAACUUCAACCCCUUCCUCGAAGAAGUUACCACUCUUACUCGCCAGUACGUUGAGGAGAUGGAGAGCGUCCACCUUCGUGCUGGUUGCUCCACCGCCAUGAGAAUCGCCGAAGCCGGUAACGGUUUGAUCCAGGCCAACCGCCUCGACAACUCUCUCAUUGCCAAUGAGCCCGAACGCGCCGCGGCCGUCGUCGGUGCUGUGCUCAACCUGAUCCACCUGCUUUCCGCCGUCUUCGCCCCCUACAUGCCCGCCACUGCCCAGGGAAUCCUGGAGCAGCUGGAUGCUCCGUUCCUCCUGGUCCCAUCUCUGGAUGAUCUCAAAAACGGCUGGAAACCCACCAGCCUGAAGGGUGGUCACAAGAUUGGCAAGGCCAAGUACCUGUUCUCUCGCAUCGACCCCAAGAAAGCCGAUCAGUGGCGCGAGGACUUCGGUGGUUCCCAGGCCGACCGGGCUAAGAAGAAUGAGGAGGCCGCCAAGGCCGCCGCUAAGAAGGCUGCCGCUAAGGCUAAGAAGAAGGAAAAGAAGGACAAGAAGAGCGUCGAGGCUACCGCCAAGGGUGGCGCCGAACGCCCCAGCGCGGAUGCCGACGCUGUCGAGAAGGUUACCGAUGGUGUUGCCCAGGUCACCCUCCCAACCUCUUAA